This is a messenger RNA of Lycium barbarum (goji berry), 2939 nucleotides long. Its product is annotated as putative pentatricopeptide repeat-containing protein At3g23330. The coding region runs from base 62 to 1483 and encodes 473 amino acids. Lineage: Eukaryota; Viridiplantae; Streptophyta; Magnoliopsida; Solanales; Solanaceae. Gene Ontology annotation, molecular function: protein binding; RNA binding. Gene Ontology annotation, biological process: RNA modification. The transcript has a single exon. The record is from RefSeq and is a predicted model, not a curated record.
UAUUAAGGGGCGAAAACAAUCACUUUUCAAUUGUCCAUACUAAACUGACAUAAAUUCAGUUAUGUUCACUAAAUCCCAGUUUAAAACUGGACCAAACUUCCAUUCCAUAACUAACAUCUUUCACCAUUUUUGCAACUCAAAGAAUCUAAAAGCCAUUACAAUAUUUCAUGCACAUUUAAUUACAACAGGAUUACUCUUCAUCUCCCCUAAUCUUCAGUUCAAACUCAUUUCAUCGUCCACAACUUCACUUCAAACCUUAACCAAUUUCUUCAAAUUACUCAAACCAAGAAACCCUUUACUCUUAAAUUCAAUUCUUUCCCAUUUUUCCCAAAAUGGGUAUCAUUCUUUAUCUCUUCAUACAUUCUCUUUUAUGCAUUUUAAUUGUAUUGACAUUGAUUCAUACACAUUGUGUAGUUCCAUUACAGCUUCAUCUGCUGUGAAAAAUUUAAACUUUGGGGAAAUAAUUCAUACCCAUGUGAUAAAAUCAGGUUGGUUAUCUAGUGUUUAUGUGGGGUGUGCUUUAGUUGAUCUGUAUGCAAAAUCUUUGUGUAUCAAGAAUGCAGAUAUGUUGUUCGAUGAAAUGCCUGUGAAGAAUGCAGUGUGUGUAAAUGCACUUCUUUCUGGUUACUCUGAAGCUAAGAUGUGGAUAGAUGGACUGGCAUUGGUUAGAAAGAUGUUAUUUUUAAAUCUAUGUUGUGAUAAUUUCACUUUUUCGGCUGCUUUGCGAGCUUGUGUAGGGCUAUCUGCUUUUGAAUUAGGUAAGCAGGUUCAUGGAUGUGUUAUUCGAAAAGUUGAUGAUGUGGAAUCUGAUGUGUUUCUGCAAAGCUUGUUGAUUGAAAUGUAUGGAAAAUGUGGGUUAGUAGAGAAGGCUAGGCGUGUAUUUGAUAUGGUCGGCUUUAGAUGUGGAGAAAGAAAGAAGGAUGUUGUUCUGUGGACAUCAAUGCUCGGUGUUUGCGGAAGAAAUGGGAAAUUUGAAGAAGCGAUUGGUCUGUUUAAUGACAUGGUAAUGGAAGGAAUCAAACCAGAUGGCGUAGCGUUAUUGACUGUUCUCUCAGCUUGUAGUCAUACUGGCCAUGUAAAUCUUGGGAUGCAGUACUUUGAAUUGAUGGCGUGUAAUUAUAGUUUGGAACCCAGCCCCGAGCACUACAGUUGUGUGAUUGAUUUACUGUGUCGUGCAGGUGAGUUGGAUAGAGCAUGGAAUUUAAUCAACGACUUAUCUUACAAAGAGAAUGGUAAUUUCACUGUUACCUUGUGGGGAGCCUUGCUUAGUGCCUGCCAUAAUUUUGACAACGUCGAACUAGGUAAAUUAGCUGCUCAAAGGGCACUGGCUUUGGACCCUCAAAAUGACGGUGUUUAUGUUCUGCUGUCGAACAUGUAUGCCAGGAAUGGCAUGUGGGAUGAAAUUGAGAUGCUGAGGGAACAGAUAAAAGAGAAAGGAUUAAAGAAAGACAUAGGACAUACUUUGAUAGAUAUCACUAGAUGAGAUAAAGGCAAUGAUCAGAAAUAUGCUACAUUCUUCUUCUCAUGGAUUCGUUUAGUUAAAAGAAAUGGUUUAAGAGGUAUCACUGGCACAGAUUGUGAGGGUCCUUGUUGAAGUGCUAAAGAGUGCCUCUUCCAUCUCAAUAAAGAGCUACUUGAGAGAAAUCUUUAUUCUACUGAACUGGAGAAGUUCUUAAAAUUCAAUAUUCAUUUAAGCUCUUUAAAGUCCUUAUGGACUUGAAGUGAUGAACCGAUUUCUUUUUUCUGAAGUGACAACAUAGAAAGAAGAUUUGGGCUGGGCCAUGACUUUAAAAUGCUCGGACUUAAUGAGAAAUAUAAGGAGAGUUCUAUAGCAUGAAAGAUUAUGGAAUUACAUAAGAGCAGGGAGGAGGGAAGAUUUAGAGUAGAUAAAGAAGAAACUCUGGCAAUUCAAUGUAAAACUUUGUGGGACAAGCCAGUCAUCAGGGCUGCAUGACGCACACAACAUGACAAGAACUAGGUCAUCUGGAAGAGUAACCAUAAUCCUUUAUAAGUUGCCUCAUAGUUGAAGUAUAAAGAUUACAACUAAAUAUCCGGAAAUUACUCCUUAGUUCUUAACUUUUGAUAGUCAGGAAUCAAAGUGAAAUGGGUCCUAAUUAGUCCAUUAACAUAUAAUAGACAGAUGAGCUAUAUGAAGGGAAGUCCAAAUCAUAUUGUGUUAAGAAAUAUGCUUGCCUCCUCUGUGAAGGAUAAAUUUAUUGUUUGUUCUUUCAUAGUUGUGCAUUGAGAUUCAUUUGCUAAGUUGUGGGAGGACUUGAGUAUCACUGAUACUCUUUGGAAGUUAGAGAAGUUUUGGAACCUGAUAUUUAUGUAUGUAUGAGGUGAUCCUUAUGGUUCGGUUGGACAUGUUAAACUCUCAUGUAUAGCAAGAUUCAGUUCAUGAAAUAAGUUGGAUUUGAUCUUCUAAAACCAUGUAUGUAGAUGGAAUAUGUGCUAUGCUGUUCAAAGAUCUCCAGAUAUUUCCAACUGUACUACCAUUAGCUACUAAUGCAUAAUUCAUCCUAAUAAAGAUUGUACCUCAACAGUUUUUCGCUGUGAAUUUCGUUUAUCCACUUACUCUAAUAAAUAGAAGAUAUGGUUUAUUUCAGUGCUGGAGGUUCAAUUUCAUAUUGCAAGAUUCAGAAGGUAAUUGAGCUUGGUAGAUGGACAGCAUCUACAUGUUAAAACCUGCCUCCAAUCAUGGAUUUAUUAUAACUAUUUGUAAAGUUUUUGUCGUUACUCUGCUGAGAGCUCUGAUUUAAGAUUGCUUUUUCAUUUUUAUCUUGAUAUAUGAUGUACUUGUAAUUUACUGCAAAAUAGAGAGUCGUGAGAAAGUUAUAACUGUACCAAUCUACAAGAAGAGAGUACUAAAAUGUUUCUGAGUGGAGUGAGACAGAGCUUGCUCCAUUAAUUGUGCUUUGCUAGCGUAAUGAAUGAAAUUU